Molecule: messenger RNA, 3930 nt
Organism: Fusarium subglutinans
Lineage: Eukaryota; Fungi; Ascomycota; Sordariomycetes; Hypocreales; Nectriaceae
Exons: 1
Coding region: 1-3930 (1309 amino acids)
Source: RefSeq, a predicted model, not a curated record
AUGACUUCCCCGACGUUAAACCAUAGGCUGCAGCCUCGACUAGAGGGAGACUCUGCUGAAGAACAACGAUCGCCUGGCAACACGACAGAAGAGCAGCCAAACAUUCAUCAGCAGAGAGUAACCCAGCCACCGUUUUGGCUCAGCAAAUACGCACUGGUCAUAUUCGCCCUCAUCUUCGCAGCCCUCGCUGCAUCGCUCAUCACCCUCAAAUGCGUUUCCGAUACCAAAGACGGCUUCCCUCUCCACUUCUCCUCCAACGAAUACUCUUGGACGUACGGUCCUACAGCCGUGCUCAUAAUCGUCUUGAGCUUCUGGAGACGAGUCGACUACUAUUAUAAGGCUGCUGAACCGUGGAGGGAACUUCAAUCUGGGCCUGUACUCGGUUCCAGGUCGCUUCUGUUGGACUAUGUGUCACCAUUCCAGCUCCAGAGUGUAUACCGAGCUUGCGAAUUCCGUCAUUACCGUGUUUUCGCCACAAUCAUCUCAUUCUUUCUACUCAAAAGUAUCAUCCUUGUUUCCACUACUUUAUUCGUGGUUCAGCAUCCGUCGCAUGCUGAAUCGGUGGAUAUCACGUACGAAAAUACUUUCGACGCUGCUAGUACUUGGGCCUCUUUCGGUUUGCCAUAUUUUUAUGGGAACAGGAAGCCGAGUCCCUUCUUAAUCAAAGGGGAAAAGGUGUAUUUCGAUGGCGGCUCGGACAAGCCUGUCUAUGCGUACGUGUCUCGUCUCAGAGGCGAUGUGGUACGUGAUUAUGCUUGGAACACCCAAGGUGGAUUCGUAACCCAGAGGUUCAAAUCGACAGCAUCGUCACUCAACGUGACGUCUCUCGCAGCACCGGUCGACUUAUUUCUUCCUGUUGUUAACUGCGAAGAUGCAACGUUAACUCUAGAUCCUCCCACCGACCAAGGCUCGUACUACAUGUGGAACUCGUCCACGUGCUCAACGGGAAGAAACAGUAGUUUCAUAUGUCCUGACUAUAGACCUAAUAGCUUGAAUAGCAGCCGAUGUGCUAGCCAACCGUGGGCAUAUACGCUUCACCGCAUAAACUGUUCAGAGACCAGGCCCCCGGAUGAUUCAAAAGCAAAUGGCGGGGGGGCUUCUGAUGUACGAUACGCCAUCACAGUCGCUAACCACAACAUCCCCUCCAUGAUCGAUAACUAUACAGAAUUGGCAGGAAUUAAACUCAACAACCAUUCAGCCGUUCUUUGCAAGAUUGGCUACAAAAUGGUUUCGGUCACUGCAACUCAGGAUAUGCUCUCGAGCAAUGUGUCUCUGACCCCAACCUCCAACUAUGGAGAAGGAAGACAGUUACACAACUUGACGAAUUUCUCACUGUCCGAAAUGCUUAUGACAGAUCUCGAAGUAGCGUCUUCGACUCUUGUCUACAAUGAGAAUGUCCCCCGCCUAACUAUUGAAUCUACCAAGAUGAGCCGCGAUUGGACUGCUAGCGAAGCACUAUUUCAGUUGAUGGCUAUCAAGUUAGGAGACGAGUUCCGACCUGACGUUCUUUCCGUACCGUCAACCCUGAGGAAGAUGUCAGUCGAGAUUCUUGAAGGGCUUCUCAAUGAGAUGGCUCGUCAGUCACUGCUCGUGAACAAAGCUACAAACAGUACAGGUGAUGGUCUCGUCAGCAGCCCACGGCUACAAAUGAGUAAUGUGACAGUUUGGUUCAUGGUUUCAGGCUUUUCAUUCUUGUCUAUCGUCUGCCUGCUCUUACUGUUUGUAUCUUCUACACACUGCUGGUUCUCUGCGAUGGGUGGCUCUAUUGCCGGUCAUGCUGCUGUUUUGGCCAACAAUCCUUCACUGCAGAGGAUCCUGCAGAGCUCGGGUGGAUUGAGCGAAAAGAGUUUGACUGAAAGUAUAAGAGACGUGGAGUUCACCAUGACCAGCGCCAGUGGUGGUGUUCGGAUACAUGAAACGGGGAAGAACAGUCCUUCAGAUGACCGAGAACGUCUGGCCACCAAUGCCAAGCGCUGGACACCUAUAGCUGGGUCAUUGUAUUUCAUGACGGCCACUAUCGCCAUCCCCUUGCUUGCAAUCGGCGCACUUGAGCUCCUCCAACAACUAUCUAAUCAAAGACAAGGCAUUUUCGACAUAAACAGAACAGACUCCUCCACCAUUUCAAUUACACGAAUGGCCUCCACGGCGAUAUUCUUUCUCAUAUCAACAAUGGUCAAUAGUCUUGACUUUGUCAUAGCGACUUUUGCCCCGUACAGUGUUCUUCGAUCAGGAAGUGCUCCUGCAGAAACAAGUAUUUUGUUUCACUUGCUAUCCGUAUCACCGUUCCUGAUAGUACUCAAAUCACUGAGGGCUCGUCAGCCAGGACCAGCAUCUUCCAACGUUUCAUCACUCUUGGGCAGCCUCCUCACAAUCGCCUCAUCGGGUCUCUGGACACUCACGGGACCUGUAAAUGUCGAGAGAUCGAUGACAGCAAUCGCAGGGAAUUGGCGUACAUCAUGGUCUGCCUUCAGCCAGGAUGACUCUGGUGCUGCAAAGACACUGAACCUCAUUCGGCAUGGAGGGGCAAAUUCCUCAGUUGCAAUUUGGCAAGACGUGGUACUGCCGAGUAUAAGCAUUGCAUUUCCUGACUCUUCUAUGCCUGACACGAUGGCUCAAUCCUCCAGCUACACUUAUAGCGUCGGGGCGUUGCGGCCCUUCCUCAACUGUACCGUGGUCCCGGCAGAGAAUCUAGUUAUGGAUCCGUGGGUCAUGGCUAUUUACUACGCAUUGGACGGGGGUCGUAUCGGGCACUCACGUGAGAAAACCAUAUGGGCUAACUUCACCGCUCCGGUCGGUUGCAAAGGCCAUGAUGUCAACGGGAAGUCUUAUGUGUCAUUCAAUACGAGUGUGAAGAUUGCGGAUCGAGAAGGAAAAUCCUAUCAUGAUAGGUGGGUUGGUAGUUACUUGGAUCUCAACCUAACCGUUAGUGACCCCGGUGCUGACUGUCCCUCCGUCGGCAUAUUCUUUGGAAAUAUGGGAGGCAAUGAUACCUCGGCAUGGAGCAUGACAGCCUUGACUUGCACUCAGGGCAUCGAGCAAAUUCCAACGAACAUCACGUUCAAGGGCGACCCAGCUCUUGGGGUAAUCGAUGAGAAGCAUCCUCCACUGCUAGCUCGAAAGCAAGCUCGGGAAUGGGUAAACAGCACCUCAGGGUCAUCGGCGCUUAACUACAAGCUUAAGCAUUUUCUCGAUGACCAUCUGAAACUCUAUCCGACUCACAACAUUACCGAGCAAAAGCAGGACUGUGAUUCAUUUUUCAACCACUUGAUAUACGGUCCGAACGCGGCAAAGAAAGAAGAACUCCUCGGCCCUAGGAAUGUCAGCAAUCUGAUUGAUGCUGUGCAAAAGGGCUACAGCGAGUACAUGAGAUAUCUCAUUGAUCUCAACUUCCGAGCAGACGAAAAGACCCCCCAUGACGAGCUUGUCAGUGCUUUAGCGUCUCCAUCUCCAGCUGGGGAGGCAGUGCCACCUAACACGGAAAUAAACGGAACGAUGCGCCAAUUAAUCACCCGCUUUGCCAUAAACCCAACUUCCAAAACCAUUCUCCAAGUCCUACUAGCUGUCAUAGCUGUUCUGAGCCUCGAAAGCUAUCUUCUUGUCAAGAUUCGCGGUACACUUCCCCGCGAUCCUUGCAGCAUAGCCAGCACGAUGGCAUUUCUGGCUGGAUCUCAGCUGUGCGAUCGAGAUUCGGGCAUUAUACCGCAAGGAGCUGAGUACAUGGCUGAUGGACAGCUGAAGAAGGCUUUUGAUGGCUGGGUGUUUAGUCUCGGGUGGUGGCAGAAAGGAGAGGCUUCGGUGGAGUCAGAAGAGCGGAGUGAUGAUGCGAGAACAUCAGGAGAUACAGAUCCUCAGAGCGAGACACGGGAGGGGCAAAGGACUCGUGGAAGAUUUGGGAUCGAUGUUGGGCGUGCGAGUGUUUCCAAGUUCUAG